UAGGUGAACAAAAUAGGUGAGCACAUAGGGUGUACCUAGCAACUAUAUAUAAAUGUCCACACCUGCCUCUGCUUCCGUGUCUACUUCAAAGCUUACAAGGGCAUUGAGGCCACCAAUUCAAUGUACUAAAAGCAUAACACAUGGGCCUUCACUUUUCAUGCUCACCUAGCUUUUAACCCUGAAAAAGAAAAAAGGAAAAAAAAAGUUAUAUACCGACCAAAUACAAAUAGUCUCUUCCAGAAGAAACUCAAUCACCUGUUUUGUUUAUCAGAAGAAGACCAAAUGCAAAUAUCUUCUGAAAAUUCAGUGUCAAGUAUGAGAUUCUCAGUGGUGUGUUUUGUCUUACUAUUAUUGGUGGUAGUUGAGGCAGCUACAAGUUUCAGUUUCACCAACAGAGAGAAGAAGCUACAUGAAUUCAAGCACAAACUUGAGCAAAAGCUAAUUACUAGUACUCCUUUAGCAUCACCACCUGCUUCUUCAGAAACAAAAUUGAGGGGAAGGGUGUUGUACUUGAGUGAAUAUGGUGCGGACCCAACAGGAUCAGAAGAGAGCAGUGAUGCCAUUUUGAAAGCUGUGGAGGAUGCAUUUGAGUUGCAGAAGAAGGGUACUCUUGAAAUGGUAGCAGGGUUGAAUGACUUGGGAGGUGUUGUGAUUGAUUUGCAAGGUGGAAACUACAGAAUCAGCAAACCCAUUACUUUCCCUUCAUCUGGGGGUGCCAAUGUUCUGGUGCAAGGAGGAACCUUGAGAGCGUCUGAUACUUUUCCUGGUGACCGGCAUCUAGUUGAGCUAUGGUCAUCAAAUUCCAAGAAACUUGAUAGAACAGAAUCUCCCCAAGAUGAUGAAGGACUAAACGACAUGAAGGCCCAAAACAAUGCAAUUUACUACGAAGACAUAACCUUCAGGGACAUCCUCUUCGAUUCAAGCUACAGAGGAGGAGGGCUUUUCAUAAUCGAUUCUGCCAGAAUCCGAAUCAACAACUGCUUCUUUCUGCAUUUCGCCACAGAAGGAAUUCUGGUCCAGCAAGGACACGAAACCUUCAUAUCAAGUUGUUUUCUCGGGCAACAUCCGACCAUUGGCGGCGACAAAGGUGAGAGGGAUUUCUCAGGGGUUGCAAUUGAUCUUGCUAGUAAUGACAAUGCAGUCACAGAUGUUGCAAUUUUCUCAGCAGCAAUUGGUGUUGUGUUGAGGGGCCAAGCUAACAUUCUAACAGGAGUGCACUGUUAUAACAAAGCUACAUAUUUUGGUGGCGUUGGAAUCUUAGUGAAAUUGCCAGGGAAUUCACAAACUAGAAUUGAUAACUGUUAUCUUGAUUACACUGGUAUAGUCAUGGAAGACCCUGUUCAAGUUCAUGUCACUAAUGGGCUAUUUCUAGGGGAUGCUAAUGUUUUAGUGAAAUCUGUGAAGGGUCAAGUUUUGGGGUUAAACAUUGUGGGUAAUAUGUUUAGUGGUGAUCCUAAUAAGAAGGUUCCAAUUGUGAAGCUUGAUGGGGAGUUUAGUAACAUUGAUCAAGUGGUGAUUGAUAGAAACAAUGUGAAUGGCAUGGGGUUGAGAUCAACCGUUGGAAAGUUAACUGUGAGUGGAAAUGGGACAAAGUGGGUGGCUGAUUUUUCAUCAGUUUUGGUGUUUCCUAAUCGGAUUAGUCAUUUUCAGUAUUCAUUCUAUGCUCAAGAAGAGCCUAAGUUUUUAGCACACUCUGUGACCAAUGUGUCAGAUAAUGUGGUCAUUGUGGAGAGUGAGAAGGAAGCUAAAGGGUUGGUCUCCUUUGUGGUAGAACAAUAAGAAGGAAGAUAGAGUUAUUGUAUUCAAUAAUGUAUAAAAACAAAUGCAGUGAUGUUUCAGCUUUUGAUUUUUU
Molecule: messenger RNA, 1852 nt
Organism: Lotus japonicus
Lineage: Eukaryota; Viridiplantae; Streptophyta; Magnoliopsida; Fabales; Fabaceae
Product: polygalacturonase QRT3-like
Exons: 3
Coding region: 283-1779 (498 amino acids)
Molecular function (GO): polygalacturonase activity
Source: RefSeq, a predicted model, not a curated record